Molecule: messenger RNA, 5069 nt
Organism: Drosophila ananassae
Lineage: Eukaryota; Metazoa; Arthropoda; Insecta; Diptera; Drosophilidae
Gene: MED26
Product: mediator of RNA polymerase II transcription subunit 26
Exons: 6
Coding region: 306-4637 (1443 amino acids)
Biological process (GO): positive regulation of gene expression; regulation of transcription by RNA polymerase II
Cellular component (GO): mediator complex; core mediator complex; nucleus
Molecular function (GO): transcription coregulator activity
Source: RefSeq, a predicted model, not a curated record
GACGAAAAGACCCUGACACAAACUCUUCUCUCCUCACUCUCAUUGUAAUUGUGAUAUGUUUGAAUUUUUGAAUGGUGGGCACACUAAGAAGUCUCUUAAAAUGGCGAUUGUUACCGAUAUUAGAAGUCUAAAAUAAAUUAACAUUUUCAUGUACAAAUCUUCAAUUAGGAAACUUACUAUAAAGAAAAUUAUCUAAAAUAUAAGCGUGAGCUUGUAAUAUUUACUUUUAAGAAGCAAAAUAUAUGUUAAAGUUUGGACUAUCCUGGUGUUUGGAUUUAAGAAGCGUGACAAACCGGAAAAUAUAAAUGAACCAAUACCAAAUUCAGCAGCUAACUUCCCACCUAUCUCAGGCUCUUGACCAAAACUAUGAUGUCAUUAAUAUGGAUGCAGUUCUUUCUGUCAUAUGUGCUUUGGAAGGCACGAAAAUUACGAAGGAACAAUUGGAGGCCACCAGACUGGCGAAAUAUAUUAAUCAAUUAAGGCGGAGAACUACAAAUGAGCAUCUAGCGCGUCGUGCCAAGUCACUUUUAAAAAAGUGGCGAGAAAUGGUGGGAAUUCAACAAACAACUUUUGAUUCUCAGCAACAGCUUCAGACACAAUCAAUAGAAUUUUUAAAAUCGACAACGUCUACACCACAUUUUGAUGAGAUUGUUUCUCUUUUGCCAAUUUCAUCCUCAUUACCGUCGCAGGAAAUUUUCUCAGAUAUUCAUUUGAAUAUUGACCGGUCUGAAACUCCAUCACUUUCUGUAAAUUCGCAGGCUCAUUCAAACUUAUCAAGCCCUCAUCAUAAUAAUAUUAACGAUUUGAAUCGAAGAGAAAAUAAUUCAACAAAUUCUGUGCACAGUUACAAUCGGCUAUCACAAAACAUGUCAAGCGGACCCGUUAAUCCGCCACAGCAGCAUUUGAUUAAUCAAUCCUUGAACACUAUUUCUAACAAGUGCGAUGUGAGCAAAAAAAAGUUGAACGAAGUUUCUGUUGUUAUUGACAUAGUCUCAGACUCGGAUGACAAUGACAAUAAUAGUUCGAAACUUGUUAGAUCUGAUAUUUCUGAGCCAUCAUUACUUAUGAUCCCAUCAACGCCGAGUCCACGUUUGAAAAAAAAUAGGAAAGACAAAAAGAAUGACCCUAUACUACAUAGACCAAAUAAGAAAAUUAGCAAAAAAAAUAAAGAUGGAUUUUUACACACUACUCCCGCAGAUUCAGAGGUGUAUUCAACAUCAAACAGUUCCAUGAGCUCAAUUUUAUCAGGAGAUACCACAUUUGGAAACUCAGGCAGUAAAACACGGUCAAACUCAAGUGAAUUAACGUUUAGUGGUAGAUUCAAGUCAAUAAAUCAAGUGGAAGUUUUAAGUCAGAAUAACUUUACCCUAUUUUCUGGAAACAAUAAUGCUUCAACCCAUAUAAAUGAACUUGAUAAACCAUUGUUUGAAGAUUAUAAUACAUAUGACUCGAGUGCAUCUUGUAGCCGCUUUUCCUCUAGCGUCGAUCAAGGAAAAUCAGAGAAAAUCGCUCUUCAAAUACACAGGCCCGUUGACGCUCAAUGUCCGGUUUUAAAAAAGACUGAAUUAUUCCAUAAAGCUUCCGACUCACAUGGCUACAAAAAACGUGGUCGUAAAAAGGGAUCUAGAGGUGUUGAUGCUGUAAUUUCUAAAGAGUCGUCUAGCUUGUGCCAGCAAAUCUUCUUAGGCAGCUCGACAGUAAAUAAAGUCAAGACGACAAAGGAACUUUUUAAUGAAAUCCAGAGCAGAAAAUUAACUGCUUCGCACUCUUCAACAUUUCGUGACAAGACAAAAUGUGCUCGCUUAAAAAGACGAACGUCAUCAUGUUCGGAAGCAUCAAUACUUUCACCAAAUUUAAUGGAAAAUUACUCUGGCAACGUAACUCUAAUGGAUAUUGAUACAUUUUCAAAAAAAAUUCGUGAAUCUGCUAAUACGGAUAGUGAUACGACAGAACACUUCAGUAACAAAUCUCAAGAAGUAAAGGAGUGUACAUCUUUGGAUAGCAACAGCUGUAGUCGUCAAACUUCAUCUUUCGUUAACUACUCUAAGAAGUUGACUUCGCAAAGUUUAAAUGAUAUUACCACACAGCUAAUGCACCUUAUUAACAGUUUUGGUAGCCCAAUCAGUGUGCAUGAAGUUGAGAAAUCUUACCAAGUUCAAUUGGUACCGUGUAGUUGUAUAAUUUUUGAAAAUAAUAUAAACUUGUUGCGAGAGUCGAAACUUUUCACACCAGAUGACCAGGGAAAUAUUUUCAACUCUAACGGAAAAUAUAACGGUAAAUUGGAUCACAAUACAAAAGAAAUAUUGCGUACUAUUGAACAGCCAAUUGAUAAAGACGAUACUCAGCCAAAACCGAAAAAGUCUAUAUUUGAUUUAGAUUUUGAAGAUGAAGAUGAUCCUUUAAAAUCUUUAAUGAACGCAAUUCAAAAACCAGUGGGUAAUAAAGAGACGGAUAAGAUAUUAACACCACAAAUUUUUACAAAUAAAGUUUUAAUGAGCUUAGGCAAUACCAAUAUCGAUGCGCAACUUGACAGCUUUAGUCAAGAAAUAGACGAUGAGUUACCCAAAGUAGUUGAAUCUGUUUUUACCAUAAAGGAGGAUCCAGAUUGUUUAGCAAAAAAAAUAUUUUAUGUGCAAACUAAUAAAGUAAAUGGUUUUCACAUUAAUGCACUACACAAUUACUAUAUUCCAAAUAUUAAUGGAAAUUGGGAUAGUAUAGAUGAAUCCAUAUCUUUUAAAUCAAUAAAUGAUUUUGUGGAUUCUUUAGAUUCUUACACUGUUACAAAUGGAUCUGACGUCGUACCCCAAUACGGGUUUCUAAAAUAUGAUUAUAUUAGAAAAGAUUUAAGUUCGCUUAAAUUUUUAAAGCCUUACAAAGUAAAAUCUUUUCAGAAAGAUUUUUCACCUUUUCUAGGAGUUGCUAAAUGCUUGCCAACAUGUAGAAAUUAUAAACGCAAAGCCAUAGAUAGACAUGGAAGUGCAGACCAAAUUUUAAAGAAGAAUAAGCUAAAUCGCGCUAUCCCACUUCAGAUUGAUACUGAAAUACCAAUAUCGGAUAUGAUUUCCUACAACAACAGCUUGACACAUAUAAAAGAAAAAGACUGUUCGAAUCAUGCCCUAAAUGACUCUUUUGACAGUUGCUGUGUAUCAGCAUUCAGUAACAAUUUGUUAAAAUUAGCUAAUGAAAAAGAUGUACAUGAGGGGCAAGCUGAACAUCUAAAAAGUCAAGACCAUUUUAGUCCUAUUUGUAAAAACAGUUCUAAUGUUUUAAGGUUGCAAAAUAUGUCAUAUAUUCGUAAAAAUAAAACACAAAUAAGCAAACAGGAAAAAAAUCGUAAAAGACGUGGUUCAUGUGGAGGUAUAAAACAAGAUUUUGAGGAAAAUACAGAUAUUCUGAGGACAACCAAACGGAAUAAAUUAAGGUUAAGUGGCACAAUUAACGACCGACCUAGUGGAAAUAAUAGCAGUGAAAAUGACGAUACUAUGAAGGAUAUUGAUGUUGAACAACAUGGCAAAAAUGAAUAUGAAAUUGUGCAGCGUAAAAGCAGUGAUGGCGGUGUUGCUGGCAAUCAUAUCGUAUUGACAAUAAAGAAAACCCCAAAAAUUUUAUCAGAAACAGAAAUAUUAAAGAGACUAUCGUCCACCCCUAAUCUAAACAUUUCAAGCCUUUCCAAUUCUUUAAUAGAAGUCCCAUUUUUUUCAAAAGGAAGUAAGCUACCCAUUUGUCCACGGAAUCAUCAUCUUUAUCGUCAAAAAAUUCGAAAGUCUUAUUCACGUAAAAUUAAUACUGUUGAUUUGGACUUAAAGCAUUGGUUUUGCUUUAAACACAAUGUGGAAAAUUCCAUUAAAAAAAAAAGGGUUCACAAAGACCUUUUUUUUAAAGAUGAAUUAUUGAGAAAGAAUCUUCAGGGUCGGAAACAAAAAAUAAUGAAUUACAGUAGUAGCAGCUCUAGUUACGAUGACAGCGAUUUGGAAUACAUUGCAGUCGAAAAAAAUUUUGUUAAAAAAAAAAAGAAAGAUGAGAUUGACACAAGAGUUAAAUCAGUACUACCUGUAACAAAUAUUAAAAAUGAAGAGGAUCCUUCGCUGUGUAGCGACGAAGAUAAAGAUAUGAUUGCCAUUCCUUCUACUUCUGAAAUAGGUAAAAACCAUGUUGAUGAAUAUGAAGAUUUAAGAAACAAUGGUAUGCUGUUAUCAUUCAAUUCAAUUGUUGCUCAGCAGUGCAAUUUAGUAGAUAAUUUAAAUUCGGUUGAAGUUCGUUUUUCUAAAGAAAACGGUCCACUAGAUGUACCCCAAACUGAGCUCAAUAAUCUAUGUAAUAUGAAUGAGAAUAUUUCUGUGAAUAGUUUAACAGCUAGUGACAAUGUUAAUAAUAGUAAAGUUGCACUUGGACAUGAUAAACCUGAAAUUGGAGCCUCAUUAAAUUAUCAAAAAUGUCGUAAUCCUGUUGAAUCUUUUAAAUCAGCUGAGUUGCUUAGUGUUGAGCAUCGUAUUGGUAUUCGUCUAUCAAAAAAUAAUUCAGACAACGUUGUCAAAUCUACUAAAAUACAAAAAUUCAAGGAAUGGCACCAAGUCCUUCAAUUAAAAUCUUAUAACGAUGAACCUUUAAUUGUUAUGCCAUAUGUGGUUCUUGAAUGAACUUUGAACUAACAAGCUGUGUGAUCGCAUUUACAAAAAAAAAAACCAUACAGCUAGUUAAAACAAAACAGAUUUUUUUUAAAAUAGGAAUAAAAUAUGUGUUAUCUUGUCUAUCUUUUUAGAUUUCCGUAUUUGCUAUUUUUUAUUAAUAAUUUAAUCAGCCUUUGAUUUAGCCACUUAGCUUAUCUUUUAUUUUAUACAUAUUUUAAAUAUGCAAUUUUAUUUUACAUAUUGUAUAAGUUUAUAGGUAUAGCAUAAGAAAUUUUAAUGAUUUUAUAAAAAAUAUUUUGUUGAAUAAGUAAAAUGGAUUUUGUUAUGUAUGAUUGUUAAAAACCUUUUAAAAAAGUUCAUUGUAAAAUAUUAUUUUAUUUUUAACUAUAAAUAUUAGAAAAUUGUACAGUAACAGCGAAUAAACCUGAUUUAUACUGAACA